Molecule: messenger RNA, 1639 nt
Organism: Manihot esculenta (cassava)
Lineage: Eukaryota; Viridiplantae; Streptophyta; Magnoliopsida; Malpighiales; Euphorbiaceae
Product: GABA transporter 1
Exons: 8
Coding region: 156-1538 (460 amino acids)
Cellular component (GO): plasma membrane
Source: RefSeq, a predicted model, not a curated record
AAUUUUAAUUUUUUUUUUUUUAAAUAGUGGAACAAUUUGAGUUGUAUCUAAGAUCUCCGAUCAAAUAUCUUCUCAAGGAAUGGAUUUUUCUUGCAACUUGUGAUACUGCACUGUCUAGUUGAAAAUCUUCAAAAAAGUAGAAUCUGCAGAGACAGAUGGAAACUGUGGCUCCAAAUUCUAUCAACAUAUCUCUAUCAGAUAAAGAAACUGGCUUAGUUGAUUCUGAUCCAGCGAAGCUUGAUGCUGGUGCACUGUUUGUUCUCAAAUCAAAAGGAUCAUGGCUACACUGUGGAUAUCAUUUGACAACAUCAAUAGUUGGUCCUGUGAUAUUUAGUCUUCCCUUUGCACUGAGCUUGUUAGGAUGGGGCCCUGGAAUUCUAUGCAUAACUCUUGCAGCUUUGGUGACUUUUUAUUCCUACAAUCUCUUGUCUGUGGUUCUGGAGCAUCAUGCACAACUCGGCAACCGUCAGCUUCGAUUCCGAGACAUGGCCGCUGACAUUCUAGGACAAGGAUGGGGCAAGUAUUUUGUGGGUCCACUACAAUUUGCAAUAUGCUAUGGUGCUGUCAUUGCCUCCACUCUUCUUGGAGGACAAAGCCUUAAGUUCAUUUAUAUUGUGUACAACCCUAAUGGAGAAAUGAAGCUGUAUCAGUUUAUAACUAUUUUUGGAGCAGCAACAUUAGUUUUGGCUCAAAUGCCAUCCUUUCACUCACUAAGGCAUAUUAAUCUUGUCUCUUUGAUCCUCUGCCUUGCUUAUAGUGCUCUUGUCACUGCUGGUUCCAUACAUAUAGGAAAUUCUGAAAAUGCACCUGAUAAGGAUUACUCCAUAAAUGGAUCUCAAGGAAAUAGAGCUCUUGGUGCUUUUAAUGCUAUUUCAAUCAUCUCUACAACAUAUGGAUGUGGAAUUAUCCCUGAAAUACAGGCAACAUUAGCAACUCCUGUGAAGGGGAAAAUGUUGAAGGGAUUAUGCAUAUGUUAUUCAGUGAUAGUGACCACAUUUUUCAGUGUUGCAAUCUCUGGUUAUUGGGCUUUUGGGAAUGAGGCUAAGGGGAUAAUUCUCACCAAUUUUGCUGGUGAUGAUGGCAACCCAUUGUUGCCUUCUUGGUUUUUCUUGAUAACCAAUAUUUUCACUCUCUUGCAACUCAUUGCUAUAAAUGUGAUUUACUUGCAACCAACAAAUGAAUUGUUCGAGAAAUGGUUUGCCAACACAAAGAUGGAUCAAUUCUCCAUUCGCAAUGUGGUGCCAAGGUUGAUCUUUCGUUCAUUAUCAGUUAUUAUAGCUACUUUUCUUGCUGCAAUGUUGCCUUUCUUUGGAGACAUCUUAGCACUGUUUGGAGCAUUUGGAAUCAUUCCUUUGGAUUUCAUUUUACCAAUGCUGUUCUACAAUGUAACUUUCAAACCAUCCAAACAAAGCCUUAUCUUCUGUAUCAACACAUCCAUAGCUACAGUCUCUUCAAUUUUAGUAGCUAUUGGGGGCGUUGCCUCAGUUAGACAGAUUGUUCUUGAUGCAAAGACAUAUAGCUUGUUUGCUAACAUGUAAACUUAAAUCCUAAUAUUAAAAAUCUAUCUCACAAUAUGUUUGGGAGAAAAUUUUUAGAGAUAGCAUGAGUUUUUAUAGUAAUAUUCACAUUUGAAAUGAAA